This is a messenger RNA of Dioscorea cayenensis subsp. rotundata (Guinea yam), 831 nucleotides long. RefSeq names its product transcription factor bHLH117. The record is from RefSeq and is a predicted model, not a curated record. Gene Ontology annotation, biological process: regulation of DNA-templated transcription. The transcript has a single exon. NCBI's taxonomy places the organism in Eukaryota, Viridiplantae, Streptophyta, Magnoliopsida, Dioscoreales, Dioscoreaceae. Gene Ontology annotation, molecular function: DNA-binding transcription factor activity; protein dimerization activity. The coding region runs from base 1 to 831 and encodes 276 amino acids.
AUGGAGCGACAUCUACGCACUAGGAUCCUCGUUUCCCCGUCUCUCAUGGCUCCUAUCGCUGAUGAGGGUUUCCCGACUGUCUCCAUGGCUUUCAACGCCGGGGAUUCAUCCUGCUUCGGCUAUGACCACGGGAAUCUCCCACCGUUUCCGGAAAGCCUCGCUUCUAUGGAUCCCAGUCCCAAGCUCAAGGCUCCUAAGAUCGAAACCAUGCUUAAUGAGAAGCAGCGCCGGUUCCAUGGAUUCACAGAGCUCCCCGAUUACCAAUCCCUGGAAUCGCCCAACCUCUCUUCAGUCACCGCCGAGUCGUCCCACAAAAGGUACCGAUCUCCUCCCCUUGCUCCCCCUUUUCCGAAAACUCCGUCGGAGAUGAACUUCCAGCUGAAUGCCGGUCUAAGGCCCUCAGUGGUGCCGAGGAGCGACAUUGCGAGAUCGAGGCGAAACAGGAUCAGCGAUCGUACCCAGAUCCUACAGGGGCUGAUGCCGUGGGAGAAGAAGAUGGAUACGGGGACAAUGCUUUUGGAGGCGCACAAGUACGUCCGAUUCUUAGAGGCCCAGGUCACAGCCCUCCAAUCCAUGCCGGUCUCUUCCUCGGGAUUCAACCCUUCACCGGUUCCAUGCCGUGCCGGUGGUCUAGACGUGCUGAGCCGCCAACAACUCCUGCAAGUCAUGGUGAACUCCGCGCCAGUGCAGGACUUCCUCUACAAGAAGGGCUUCUGCGUCUUCUCAGCCGAGCAGUUGGCCAUGCUUCGCCAAGUCAUCCAGCGCCGCCCUCAAAUCCUCCUCCUCCUCGACUCCAACUCCAACCACAGUGAGUUAUCCUCUCCUAACUAA